This is a messenger RNA of Nerophis ophidion (straightnose pipefish), 3607 nucleotides long. Its product is annotated as oocyte zinc finger protein XlCOF22-like. Gene Ontology annotation, cellular component: transcription regulator complex; PcG protein complex. Lineage: Eukaryota; Metazoa; Chordata; Actinopteri; Syngnathiformes; Syngnathidae. The transcript has 3 exons. Bases 152 to 1735 code for a protein of 527 amino acids. Gene Ontology annotation, molecular function: DNA-binding transcription factor activity, RNA polymerase II-specific; RNA polymerase II cis-regulatory region sequence-specific DNA binding. The record is from RefSeq and is a predicted model, not a curated record. Gene Ontology annotation, biological process: regulation of transcription by RNA polymerase II.
UGGCCAAACACGUGUUUCACUGGGACAAUAGUGAGUGGUGCACACUUUCUUCGCCCGGCCACAGACCAACAAAAAAGUCCCAUUUAAGAGUUGCUGGUGUAACAAUAGGAAGAAUAUAUUCCACUCCUCUCUUCUACACGCGGCUUAUGAGAUGAACGCUCGUCAAGAAGAACGUCCUCUUCAGCAGCAGGAGGAUCCACAGCCCCCCCACAUUAAAGAAGAAAAGGAGGAUCUCUGGGUUACUCAGGAGGAAGAGUUUUUUCCAGGGCAGGAGGAGGCGGAUCUCAGCAAGUUUCCACUGACUGUUGUCUCUGUGAAGACUGAAGAGCAUGAAGAUAAACCACCUGAGUCCUCACAGCUUCAUCACAGUCCAAAGGUCUGUGAAAAAUAUCGUCCACCUGAGCAACAGGAGAGGUCCUCCAGUAUGGAGCAGAAGAGGUCACAGCACCUCCAUGCGAAAGAAGAAGAGCCACAGCCCCCCCACUUUAAAGAUGAAGAAAAACAAGGAAUGUACCCACACUUCAUAGAGGAAGACAAGAGACACCUUAUCAGUGUGAAAAGUGAAGAUGAUGAGGUCAAAGGUGAGAGUGAACAAAAGUGGAGCUUCAGGAUGUGGACGGAGAAUCAACAGCCCUCCCACAUUAAGAAGGAAGAAAAAUACCCACUGACACCCCAUUUUAAAAAGGAAGCGGUGGAUCUACUGAGCCCUCACAUUAAGGACGAAGGGGAGGACCCACUGACCCCGCACAUUAAAGAGGAGGAAGAGGACCCACUGACCCCUCACAUUAAAGAGGAAGAGGAGGAACACAGCAUCAGUCAGCAGGGAGAGCAUCUUGAAGAACUGGAGGAGGUUGAUUUCACCAAGAAGCCUGUGACUGGUGUCCCUGUGAAGAGUGAAGAUGAUGAGGUCAAAGGUGAAAGUGAGGAGAGGGGAGGGGCGGAGCCUCCAAGCAGCAGCUCAACACAACACAUGACAACAGAAGCUGAUGGAGACCACUGUGGAGGAUCACAAGCAGACAAGCUCUUAGCUCCACUAUCAGAUAGUGAGGACAUAACGGCACACUCUCCUGACACUGAUGAUGAAGACUCUAAAGAUGAUAAGACAUGUCACACUGACAACACUCACUUGAAAUGUUCUCACUGUGACAAAACUUUUAAAUACCAUUGUCGUCUGGUAAGACACAUGAAAACACACACUGGAGAAAAACCUUUUUUAUGUUCAAUCUGCGGUAAACAUUUUACUCAAAAGCACAAUUUCAAAACACAUAUGAGAACACACACGGGCGAAAAACUUUUUUCAUGUUCAAUCUGCGGUAAAGCUUUUACUCAAAGGCCCCAUUUGAAAACACACAUGAGAACACACACUGGCGAAAAACCAUUUUCAUGUUCAAUCUGCGGUAAAGAUUUUACUCAAAAGCACAAUUUCAAAGCACACAUGAGAACACACACAGGAGAAAAACCUUUUUCCUGCUCAGCAUGUGGUAAAAGUUUUGUAAUAAAUCAAAGUUUAAAAGUACACAUGAGAACGCACACUGGCAAAAAACCUUUUUCAUGUUCAAUCUGCCAUAAAGAUUUCAAUCAAAGAUCCCAUUUCAACGCACACAUGAGAACACACACCGGAGAAAAACCUUUUAUAUGUUCAGUAUGUGGCAAAAGUUAUAUAGAAAGAAACCAAUUAAAAUUACACAUGAGAACGCACUCUGGUGUUCAUACCUUUGCUUUUGAGCACACAUAAAUCCCUCUUAGUUCAUAUUUACUGGUUCACAUCUGAAACAUCUUCUGGACCACUUCUGGAAACUGGAAGCAUAUGACACCAGUUCAAAACACGAAUUUGGAAUUGGUAUGUCAGACUUAGCCCUGUCUUGGUUUAACUCUUAUCUCACUGAUAGGAUGCAGUGCGUCUCCCAUAACAAUGUUACCUCGGACUACGUUAAGGUAACGUGUGGAGUUCCCCAAGGUUUGGUUCUUGGCCCUGCACUCUUCAGCAUCCACAUGCUGCCGCUAGGUGACAUCAUACGCAAAUACGUUGUUAGCUUUCACUGUUAUGCUGAUGACACCCAACUCUACAUGCCCCUAAAGCUGACCAACACGCCGGAUUGUAGUCAGCUGGAGGCGUGUCUUAAUGAAAUUAAACAAUGGAUGUCCGCUAACUUUUUGCAACUCAACGCCAAAAAAACGGAAAUGCUGAUUAUCGGUCCUGCUAGACGCUGACCUCUAUUUAAUAAUACAACUGUAACAUUUGACAACCAAACAAUUAAACCAGGCGCCACGGUAAAGAAUCUGGGUAUUAUCUUCGACCCAACUUUCUCCUUUGAGUCACACAUUAAAAGCGUUACUAAAACGGCCUUCUUUCAUCUCCGUAGUAUCGCUAAAAUUCGCUCCAUUUUGUCCAUUAAAGACACUGAGAUCAUUAUCCAUGCGUUUGUUUCGUCUCGCCUCGACUACUGUAACGUAUUAUUUUCGGGUCUCCCCAUGUCUAGCAUUAAAAGAUUACAGUUGGUACACAAUGCGGCUGCUAGACUUUUGACAAGAACAAGAAAGUUUGAUCACAUUACGCUUGUACUGGCUCACCUGCACUGGCUUCCUGUGCACUUAAGAUGUGACUUUAAGGUUUUACUACUUACGUAUAAAAUACUACACGGUCUAGCUCCAUCCUAUCUUGCCGAUUGCAUUGUACCAUAUGUCCCGGCGAGAAAUCUGUGUUCAAAGGACUCCAGCUUAUUAGUGAUUCCCAAAGCCCAAAAAAAGUCUGCGGGCUAUAGAGCGUUUUCAUUUCGGGCUCCAGUAUUCUGGAAUACCCUCCCGGCAACAGUCCGAGAUGCCACCUCAGUAGAAGCAUUUAAGUCUCACCUUAAAACUCAUUUGUAUACUCUAGCCUUUAAAUAGACUCCCUUUUUAGACCAGUUGAUCUGCCGUUUGUUUACUUUUUCUCCUAUGUCACACUCUCCCUUGUGGAGGGGUUCCGGUCCGAUCCGGUGGCCAUGUACUGCUUGCCUGUGUAUCGGCUGGAGACAUCUCUGCGCUGCUGAUCCGCCUCCGCUUGGGAUGGUUUCCUGCUGGCUCCACUGUGAACGGGACUCUCGCUGCUGUGUUGGGUAGUGUUGGAUCCGCUUUGGACUGGACUCUCGCGACUGUGUUGGAUCCAAUAUGGAUUUAACUUUCACAGUAUCAUGUUAGACCCGCUCGACAUCCAUUGCUUUCCUACUCUCCAAGGUUCUCAUAGACAUCAUUGUCACCGACGUCCCACUGGGUGUGAGUUUUCCUUGCCCUUAUGUGGGCCUACCGAGGAUGUGGUAGUGGUUUGUGUUGUGGUUUGUGCAGCCCUUUGAGACACUAGUGAUUUAGGGCUAUAUAAGUAAACAUUGAUUGAUUGAUAUUAUUAUUUACUUUACACAUCAUUUGAGCGGUUGCAUUUUAUACAAGAGCACUUACUUUAAAAAUGUGUGACUUUAUGAACCAUUUGUUGGUUGUCUAUAAUCCAUUCUAUUAUUUAUCUUUAUUCCUCUCUUUUGUAAUAUGAUGAUUGUUGUGUGAUUGUUUUAUAUGUAUGUCCCCAGACCUUUAUGCAAUAAACAAUGUAUGCUUCAACUGAAGUUGGGUACAAUAA